AUGACGCCGCUCCUUGACCUCUUGCACCGCUUUGACGACUACGUGACGGCGCAAUUGGCCUCCAACGCAUUCACAGCCAACUUGCUCACGACGCCCACUUCCAAGCUCAUAACGGAGGCCCUCAUCAUCGUCUUCAUCUUACUAUCGAGCUACGAGGUGGUGUAUUGGAGCGGGAUAUACUUGCGGUUAUGGGAGUACCACGCCAAGGACAUCUUUCCCGAAGUGCCUGUGCACUGUGCCCACAUCAAUAUUCGCCUCAACGUGAUCUCCGCUGACAAGGUAUCGAAAUUGAGCGAGUAUUGCGAACUAAAGAGGAAAUUUUAUAGUAAUAUCAUAUAUUGGAAACAGUUGAAUUCAAUCAGUGAUGACUUGUUCGCAUUGGAUCAGUUUGUCCGGUUUUAUUUUGAGUUUAGUCCCGAGGAUUUCGAGAUGAACAAGGAGCCUGAGUACGGCUCGACUAUUAGUCAUUUGCGGCUCAAGGUGUUGAAGUUGUUUAAUCUGGCGGAGCUGUUUGCAAGUUUCGAGAGGGGCCAUGUGGCUCGCGAUGAUGUUAAGAUUUUCAAUAAUAAGAACGAGGAGGUGCCGGUGAGUCUAAACGAGGAGUACUUGAGCAAGUGCAACAUUGAAACGGGCAACGUCAUAGAUGUGGUGGUUGUGGUAUGA
This is a messenger RNA of Lodderomyces beijingensis, 663 nucleotides long. The record is from the annotation of a GenBank genome assembly. NCBI's taxonomy places the organism in Eukaryota, Fungi, Ascomycota, Pichiomycetes, Serinales, Debaryomycetaceae.